CAAGUUGAUGUUCUUUUUACAAAACUAACAACUUGAUCGGUUGAUCUUUGGUUGUCAUAUAAUGCAUGUAUGUAUAAAUAAUAUAAAGUGUGUAGGCCAUCGUGCAUUUUAAGAUAUGCAUAAAGGAUUGUUCACUAGGUACAGUGGUACGCAUAAAUGCAUAGCCGUAGAUACUGAUAACAUGUUGUUGAAAGAGUUAUUCCAUUUAAAAAAAUGUAAUACAUAUUUCCUUAUAUAUGAAUAUAUAUUGAGAAAAUAUAUCAUUGUAUGACCUUUUUACUUUUACAGAUUUGAGUCACUUCAAAGAAACAAAAGAAAUAAAAAACGUAAGUCAAUUUUCAGGAAGAUAAAUGUCUAAUCGCUAUUUAUUUUAAACGUAACUUCUGUCUUCUGUAACUCUUAAAGUGAAAAGAUCUACAGUUCCCCAGUUCCCCACAACCAAAAUCAUGAUCAUACACUUAUACCUACACCUCUCUAUAGUUCCAUUUUCAGAAACUUUAAAUAUCCAACCAACAAAACAAAAUCGCAUCUAAUAUCAGUGACAAAACUAUAAAGAAAUUCAGACAUUUAGGUUUAGCUAUAACAUUAUUCAGAAUAUUUUCAGCGUUCACCAAUACAAUAACAUUGAUCGUUUUAUAAAAUACGUAUGCGACGACAUAAUUUAUAUAGUAACUACACAAAUUUCUUAUGAUUAUAAUAACUAUAUGAACGUCUUAACAUUUACACCCAAAAAAAAACUAUGAACGAUUUUUUUUUGUUAGUAAUAACAAUUAACAGGAGCGUUGUAAAAGCUGUUUUAAGUUUUAACAUUCCGCAACUCAGUUGAAAGAAAAAUUACACAAUUAUUUAGCAAUAUUAGUACCUCUUGUAAACUCCAAUGAUCAUUUUAUUCCUAUUAAAUAUCAUUUUGAAGUAAUAUAGUAAUAUUUGUAAAGUUAUAGUCAUAUAUUUAAUUGACCUUGUAUCCUCUUUUUCUUUUAUCAAAUCUGAUUAAGACCAUAAUUCUUCAACAUCACAACAUGAUCAUGAACUGAAAUUAGAGUGAUGGCCUGUAAGGCUGCAAUCCUAAAUAUGCAUGUGAAGAAGUAAUGGAAUUAAAUAAAUCCUGAUAUAGGUAAAUUUCUGCAUGUUAUAUUAAUUUGCUGUUGUGACAAAGCAAGCGAAAGAUGUUUGAACUUUUUGAGGAAGAGAAAGGACUUUAACAUCAGUAAAUUAAAGAAGGACAGAACAGCGCAAGUCACAAGGAUAGUAUAAUCUUUAUUACUCUUUAUUUAAUGUAUACAUUACACAUUUUCCAAUAUUUUUCUCACCAGAUUAUAAUUAUUCUUUUAUUAACUUUAAAUUAUAUUUUUUCUUCCCCAACCAUAUUGAUUCAAUUCGUGAUUGCAAAAAUGGAAACAUAAUAAAAAAAAGCUUGGAAACAUUCUUUCCUUACACUUCCCUUCGUUAUAAGUGUUGCCUCUACACUUUCAUGUUAAAAUAUAGAAUAGCAUUGAUUAGUAUUCGUACAUUGUAUGUGUACAUACUAUGCUCUCGUUUUGUAUAUGAUCGCAAAUCAUUGAUGUAAAUCUUCCACUCCUUAUUUACAGUACACUUUUUUGUGUGUAGAAAGAAUAUGCAUUUAACUUUGUCGACAAAAAUAAAUGAAUUAAUUAUCAUUAUAAACUCUAUAUUACAUCAUAUUUUCUAUAUGUGAAAGGCUAAUUUGCAGUAUUACAAACUCAAUGACACCUAAAAUUACCUUGUUUAUAAGAUAUGACGUUUAGAGUUAUUGCAUUAAUUAAAAAGAUACCACUACCUCUGCGAGAUAAGAGACUUCACUUUCUCUCCUUCACGGCUUCUAGCUGGAGUCUUGCUGUUCUCAUCAACUCUCUCCAUUUAUGGCCCUCUCUAUCUAUCUAUCUCUCUCAUAUUUUGUUUUCUUAAUUCAAUUCUUGCUGAGGUUUUCUUAUCAAAGGGUGUCUUGGUGUUCAAAUUCUUAUUAAAGCUUUAAUUCUACCAGAGUACACAUGGAUGACAAGAGCCACGAUUAUAAAAAUAUAUGGUAAUUUAGCUAGCUUGAGUAAAAUAGUUUUUGAUUAGUUGAAUCAUGGUUUUCACUUCUCUUAUAUCCAUGACCUAAUCAAUAUUGGGUCAUGGCUAUAUAUAAAAAUACCGGUCAAUAUUCACUGGUUGCUUUUCCAUGGUUAGAGAUAAAAUAGUUUUUGAUUAGGUGAGUCAUGGUAAUUACAUAUAAAAUUACCGAUCCAUAUGCACCAAAUUUAGAUUGAGUAAAAUAGUUUUUUGAGAAUUUAGUUAGCUUGAGUAAAAUAUUUUAGGUUUUAUAUCUAGACUAACCCAUGUAUUUAGCAAUAUUUCGAAACUAUAUAUGGGUUGAUUUGUGUUUGAUAAUUAAAAGUAUGGUACACCAAAUUUUUUUUUUGUGUCUUCAAGCUUUAAUUUUAUUAUUAAAUGUUAAAAAAAUUAUACAUUGAAAAUUAAUUAUUGGAUGUGUAUGUUUCAUGUUUGUCUUGUAUUAUUUAAUUUGUGUAUAUAAAAUUUAGGUUAUGAGCUGUUAUUUGGUCAGAAAGAAGAUGAGAGAUAAAUAGCAAUGCUCAGGUGUUGUAAAUACAUCCUCUUGUCCAUCUCUAUCCUUCCACCCAACUCAAUGAACUCAUCCUCUUAUCUAUAAAAGUCAGCCUCUAAUUAUCUUCUAAUUUCCCCAAAAAUAAUCAAAUAAUUUUCAUUUUUCUCUAUUUCUUGGAAGAAUAUUCCCCUUUUCCAAUUUUUUUUUCUUCAAGAAACUCCUUAUCUUGUCUUUUAUCAUCAAAUGCACAUACAUACACUUCACACAUACACGCUAUAUGUAUACGCACUUACAUUUAUGUAUAUAUAUAUAGAGAGAGAGAGACACAAACACACAUACUUGCUUGUUAGAUUGUUUAUACUUAAUAUCUCACCUUCUCGUGGUUUCUCUCUCGCUUUUAGGGUUUUUACUUUCUAGUGGGUCUCUUUUGUCGGGUCUCUUUGUUGCUUCUUCUGGUUCACUUCUAUAUAGACCACUAAAAAGAGUUGUAAUUGUAUACAAAUGGAGUCUGGAAAGAGCUUUGGAACCGAAGACGUUUCUCGCAGCUGUGAAUCUGGAUGGACAAUGUAUUUAGCCUCACAUUCUCAUGAUCCUGAUGACGACUGUUACUAUGAAGAUGGUGAUGACGAGGAUAGCGAUGGUGGUGAGUCAAUGGACUCUGAUGCAUCUUCUGGUCCCAUGGAAGCGACAUCAACUCUCAAACUUCCUCAAGAUACUGAGGAGCAAAACUCAAUAAAGAAAAAGAAGAAGGCUAAUGAAGAGAUGGUUUUGGUGGAGACUAGGGUUCACAACAACAAUCAUGAUGACGAUGCUUAUGAUAAUGAUGAUGUUUAUAAUCACGAUGAUGGUAAUGAUAGCUACAGUGCAGUUCAUAGCUACGUUGGUGCAGUUAGACAAGGGUUUGUUUGAAUUUAUUGACUUUAUGUUAUUUAAUUUAUGUUCCAAUGUUUUCAUUUUACAUGAUCAAAUGCUAUGUCCUUUGUUUACGUUUUUGUUUUAAUGAUGGAAAAGUAUCUUCUUCCUGAUGA
Messenger RNA from Brassica rapa (field mustard), 3594 nucleotides. RefSeq lists its product as uncharacterized. NCBI's taxonomy places the organism in Eukaryota, Viridiplantae, Streptophyta, Magnoliopsida, Brassicales, Brassicaceae. The record is from RefSeq and is a predicted model, not a curated record.